AUGUUGACUGAGGUAGACUCGACUCGGGCGUUUCGGUAUCAAUGGUACCUCUGGCGAUUCAUUGGCCUCCAUUCGCCACCAUUGGAUACGUUUUGGGGACGCCACUACCUGGCCUGGACCAUUUUGGUCAAUGUGGUGCCCAUGUUCUAUUUGCCGGUGUCGUUCUAUAUGGAAUGCCUGGUCAGUCGCUCGCUGAUCGAAUUCUGUGAGACUUUCUACCUGGCCGUCGUCACCCUUGUGCAUCAGAUGAAGGUGAUCAAUGUGAGUCGGGUGCAACGCCAUUUGCUGGAGCUGCAGGGCAUCAUGCGGCAGCUGGACGGACGCCUGCAGUCGGAGCCGGAAUGUCAAGUCAUACGCGACACGAUCGACAAGUCGGAAAAGAUCUGUCUGUAUACAUUGCGGCUGUUCGUCAUGGUCCUGGCCACGGGCAUUAGCUUUGCGGCCUGGUCAGACGAGCGCGAGCUGCCGUUUCCCGCCUGGAUGCCGUGGGAUUUUCAGAAGACCCUGGGCAUUUACGCCCUCACAUUCACAGUCCAGUGUGUGGGCAUACUUAUCCUCUCGUUCAUUUCCGCCAGCAACGAUACGUAUCCGCUGGUCUAUCUCGUCAUGGUCGCUGCGCACUGCAAGGCGCUGGCCAUACGCAUCGCCAAGCUGGGCCACAAUGCCCUCAGCCCGGAGCAGACGCAUCAGCAGCUGCAUACAUGCAUCCAGGAUCAUCAGACCAUACUGCAGUACUAAGAAUUAUUGAUGAGAAUCUUGACCACCUCCUUGUCGAGCGCCUGCAUCAUUCAGUUCCUCUGCACGGCCCUCUCUGUGUGCACCCUCUCGUUCAUCGUCAUCUACAUUGAGAUGAGCUUCUUGCGGGCAUGUCAUUUGAUGUUCCUGUUAACGAGCAUCAUUAUUGAGACCCUAAUCGUUUGCUAUGCCUCCGAGCAGGUCACCCACGAGGGCGAAGAGAUGGCCAAUGCGAUCUAUGAAACCAACUGGAUGGAUCAGCCGGUCCGUUUCCGGCGUACCCUGGUGUUCAUGAUGAUGCGCUCGCAGCGCCCCAUUGGCAUUGUGGCUGCCAGAAUUUUGCCUGUGCGCAUGACAACACUGCUUUCGGUUAUCAAGGGAGCCUACACUAUGUUCACGGUGUUGAAAGAAGCCAAAGCGAGGAACUAA
This is a messenger RNA of Drosophila navojoa, 1164 nucleotides long. Its product is annotated as Odorant receptor 19a. Gene Ontology annotation, biological process: sensory perception of smell; detection of chemical stimulus involved in sensory perception of smell. Gene Ontology annotation, molecular function: odorant binding; olfactory receptor activity. The record is from RefSeq and is a predicted model, not a curated record. Gene Ontology annotation, cellular component: plasma membrane. NCBI's taxonomy places the organism in Eukaryota, Metazoa, Arthropoda, Insecta, Diptera, Drosophilidae.